CAUACUUUCGUUUCAUUGCCUUUCUUGUCUCCUUUUUCUUUGUAUUUUCAAUCUCUUCUUUGGUCACUUGUUUUCUUCGGAUAGGCAAAGUAAUAAGAAAAGGGCACAAACAAUAAUUGAUUAGUGCCGUGUUCUUGAUCCUUCAUUUGACGGACCAUUCGAUCUACCGAUCGCAUACUCUUCUAAUUCGAAAUAGGGAACUUGAGGAAGAGGGAAGGAAAGGUCCCCCCGCCCCCCUCCUUUACUUCCUCUCAAGCUUAAAUGGGAUUGGAAAUUUGGUUGGCAAUAAGAAAGAACAAAGUGAAAUAACACAUACUGGAAAAUGGGUUCGUAACUGGGUAGUCUUUACUAGCCAAGAAAAUGUCUUCUCCAAGCAAGAGGAGAGAUAUGGAUGUCAUGAAACUGAUGAUGAGCGACUAUGCCGUUGAGCCAAUAAAUGAUGGAAUCAGUGAAUUUAAUGUGGAAUUCCAUGGUCCAAAAGAAAGCCUGUAUGAAGGUGGUGUGUGGAAAAUCCGUGUGGAACUGCCGGAUGCUUACCCUUACAAGUCUCCUUCCAUUGGAUUUCUGAACAAAAUAUUCCACCCAAAUGUUGAUGAACUGUCUGGUUCUGUGUGCUUGGAUGUUAUUAACCAAACAUGGAGUCCAAUGUUUGAUCUUUUGAACGUGUUUGAGGUUUUCCUUCCACAGCUUUUGCUUUAUCCGAAUCCCUCGGACCCAUUAAAUGGUGAUGCAGCAUCAUUGAUGAUGAAGGAUCAGAAGCAAUAUGAACAGAAAGUGAAAGAGUAUUGUGAACGGUACGCGAAGAAGGAGAAUAUCACUAGCACCUUAACAGAAGAUAGCGAUGAUGAGGUUAGUGACGAUGAUAUUAGUGAUGGACGGAGUGAACCUGAUGAUGAUGUUGCGGGUCAUGUAGACCCAUGAGAGAAUAAAUUGUCUUGGACUUUAUUAUGAACACAUUCAUUUUAUGUUCAUCUGUUCAUUUUUUGUUGUAUGGUGUAAUGUUUGAUUUCUUGUAAAAUUACACGACGGGUAGCUAGGCGUGAUUACUUGAUAUUGUUCAUGUGUACUGAAUCUAUAAUCUAUAAUCUAUAAUGUCACAUUUAUCAAAUGGAA
This is a messenger RNA of Cornus florida, 1113 nucleotides long. RefSeq names its product ubiquitin-conjugating enzyme E2 5-like. Gene Ontology annotation, cellular component: nucleus. Gene Ontology annotation, biological process: ubiquitin-dependent protein catabolic process; protein polyubiquitination. Gene Ontology annotation, molecular function: ubiquitin conjugating enzyme activity. The transcript has 8 exons. The coding region runs from base 361 to 921 and encodes 186 amino acids. NCBI's taxonomy places the organism in Eukaryota, Viridiplantae, Streptophyta, Magnoliopsida, Cornales, Cornaceae. The record is from RefSeq and is a predicted model, not a curated record.